UGUCCACUUCUUUCUUGUUCGCCUUUUAAAAAGCUUUCUAUAAGGUAUUUGACCAGACUUCCAGCGGUAAAACUAAAAGUUGUCCACUAAUCUGAGAUGUUCGCUAUUUGGAGUGUCUGCUAAGUAGAGAGAGAAUACCGGUAAGGAUAAUAUUUUCUUCUUUUUCUUUCCGCAUACAUAUCCGUAAAUUAUUGUCAUUUUAUAUUUAUUCCAACAACAAAUACCAACUCAAACGUGUCAUUCAAACGUGUGGAUGCGUUGUUUUUUAUUUAAUUGAAAUCCAAAAAUCAUGUGGCAAGUAUUAAAAAACAUUUGAUUUGCUUCUACAGGUUUUCUCAUGGUUGUAAACCAAGAAAAAAAUAAAAGCGGGUGCUUGUUGGAUUAGAUUUUCAACAUUCCCUAAGAAACCUUACGCCUGAGAUGUAUGGCGCCUGUUAGAAAUAGCUUAAGAAUUUUUAGGUCCUGCCUACUGUAGUCUUUUCUGUAAGAUAUUUCAAAUAAUCAAAUGCCUAUCGUUGCAUGAUAAAAUGUUUAAACAUAUAAAUAAGUAUAAUAAAAUUUACUCCUAAAUAAAACCCUGUGGUGGUAUUGACGUCAUUUGUUUGUCAACAAACAACAAAUUAUAAAACUAUUUUAGCAGCGGAUGUUAGAAUGUAUUGAUAUUCAUAAACACUUAUUACCACUGAAGUGUUAUUUCAACAAAACGGUCAUAUAUUCAAUUCAAUACUUUUUGCAGCAGAAGUUAUCUGACAAUGUCAACAAUGACCUCACCUCCCAAUAUCAUACUCUUAUAUAUGCAUAACAUUUACUGAUUGAUGACCAUUUGAAAAAUAGCUGACUCAAUCUUCACUCCUUCUGACUGACAUGUUGUCACGUUAUAAAUAGAAGAUUAUACAAACAGUUUAUUUACUACAAUUUAAGUUGCGACAAUGUAUUGUGAACAGUAUAUAGUGUUUCUUACAGUAUUUCUUGUUCAUAAAUCAUAUUCAUCUAAUUUUUUUUCUGCAAUGAGUGUUACUGAAAGAAAACUAAAGGUAAUCAAUGCUUCGUUGGCAAACAAUGAUGAAUUGUGUCUUGGUGUUAGAUUUAAACAACUAAUUGUCCACAAAAAAUGUAUACCAGCUGUUAUAAGUAACAAAAUGUGUAUUGGAUCUUGCAGAUCUGUCAGCAUUCCUAGUACAAAAGGGAAAAUAAUCCGAAAAUUCAGAUCUUGUAUGGAAGAUGAAUCUGUUAUAGUAGAGGUUAAGUUAGAAUGUCCGUCACGAAAACGAAGAUUUAAGAAGAAGAAAGUGAAACUUGUUAAAAGGUGCAAAUGUCGAAAAGUUGACAUUAUUAUGUAGAUUACCAACAAUACGAAACACUAAUUAGAAAUACAGCUUUACAAGGACGAUUGUUAUGUGACAAAAUCAUUCAUAAAAGUAUGAGAGGAGUUAAUUAUGGAUAAAUACUAAAAAGAUUUUUGACUACUGUUGUUAACUUAUAUGUUAAAUGAUGUUACUUGUGUCCAGAAUGUGUUAAAAGUUGUUUGUUGUUGUUGGUAUUCACAACAUAGUGUAAAUAAAAUAAAUUGUAUGUUUUUAGUAAAUUAUUUUGCAAAUUGUAAUAUUUUCUUAUAUAUAUAUAUACAUGUGUGUGUAUUUAUCUAUAAAAAUGUAUAUAGAUACGUUUUAUUCAUUAAUAAAAUGCAUUAUAGUGUAUCAUUUUUAAGUUCAUUGAUUAACGUUAAAAAUGCCUUUGUAUUUUUCCAAAAGCCGCGACUAAACGUGCUUGUUU
Hydractinia symbiolongicarpus is the source of this 1773-nucleotide messenger RNA. Its product is annotated as gremlin-2-like. The record is from RefSeq and is a predicted model, not a curated record. The transcript has a single exon. Gene Ontology annotation, molecular function: BMP binding; receptor ligand activity. Lineage: Eukaryota; Metazoa; Cnidaria; Hydrozoa; Anthoathecata; Hydractiniidae. The coding region runs from base 930 to 1340 and encodes 136 amino acids. Gene Ontology annotation, biological process: animal organ morphogenesis.